Messenger RNA from Cylindrotheca closterium, 1650 nucleotides. NCBI's taxonomy places the organism in Eukaryota, Bacillariophyta, Bacillariophyceae, Bacillariales, Bacillariaceae. The record is from the annotation of a GenBank genome assembly.
AUGACAAGACGACUUCACCUGUCAAUCCAAUUGCUCUUCCUCCUUGCCUUAUUGGCAUCUUCCAUGGUGUCUGCCUUUACCGGUGGCAGUAGAACCAGCCCUUUCAAUUCUCAAAAUGUUUCAGGGCUAUCAUCUUCAUCCUACGCGACUACCUUGCCCCGAGGAGGAGGCGGUGGAGGAAAUAUUCUGACAACGACGACGACCUCAGUGUUGCUGGGAAAGCGAUCAUCGAAUCUUGAUGGUCGAAUCCAGCUUCAGUCGGCUGCAUCUUCUUCGGCCAGCGAGGAUAAAAGUACCACCAACAAUAGCAAAGACAGCGACGACAACAAGCUUCCCAAGACUAUCAUUCCCAUUUUACUUUCUGUCUUGGCCCUUAUUCUCAGCGAAGGAAUUGCCCUCUCGACGUUGCCACUUCAUUUGCAAUCCAUGGGUGCUACUCCCACCACCAUUGGCCUUUCCACGAGUGCCUUUUCUAUUGCCCAAAUGGUAUGUUGUCCAUUGUUGGUAAAAUGGUCGGCUACCUUGGGACGAACCGCCACUUUGCGAGUCUGCUUGUUGGGCGCCGCCUUGUCGUCCACUUUGAUUGCCAGUGCCCAAAACAUUCCCUUGAUUUUGGUAGCACGGUUUGCUGCUGGGGCUUUUGCUUCCUCCAUUCCUAUUGCUCAAGCGGGAGUGACCGAUUUGGUAAAGCCCCAUCAAACCGCAAUGGCACUCUCACAAGUAAGUGCUGCGAGUCAAACUGGAUUGGUAAUCGGGCCGAUUGCUUCGGCAUUGGUUCAGGGGAUUUUGAUUUCCUUGGGUGUACCUUCGUCGUAUUUGGUCCGUGCUGUCUUUGCAUCUUCUGCUGCCUUUGCGCUCGUGGCACUCUUGAUUGGAACAUUGGCGGCAAAAGCAAGUCAAGGGGCAGCAGCAGUUGCGGAGGAAACCGAAUCGUCAACCACGGAAUCUAAUACAUCAUUCCAUUUAUCGAAAGAAUCCCCAUCAUCAGCAGCAGCAAUCACCACAGAUGGCGCCUCCGACUCUAGUUACUCCUUCUUGGUGCAACCCUCACUUCGGUCCAUCGCCUUACUCGCCGGAUGGGCCUUGACCCUCAGUGUUUCCACCUACAGCAUGUUCUCCUCUAAAUUCUUGGGGUACGCUCAAACACAACUAUCGGGAGCCAUGAGUACGGGAGCAGCCGUGACUAUUUUGACACAGAUUCUAUUGGUACCUCGUCUUGUACCGAGUUUGGGAACACACUUGGCGGAUUCGGUCGGAUUGGCCAUUUUGUCGGCGGGUUUGUUGGGAACCUCACUCAUCCGGGUCCAACCGAUCCAUUCCCUCUUUUAUUUACUCAUUCGAGUGGGAACUGGUAUUGUGGAUACAGCCACGGCCACUUUGGUCGCCACCUAUUCCAAGGACCGACAAGAGCGUGGUACUAAUCUGGGAAUGAUUCAAUCCACCCGCGCAGGGGCACGCAUCUUCACCCCCGUCAUUUCAGGGUCGCUCUUUGCCAGAAGCUGCGCCAUGCCAAGGGCACCAGGGUCUCUACCAUACUUGGUCAAUGCUGCUUGCUGUCUUGCCUUGAUACCAUUGCCGCUCUUUUUGAAACGCAAGUUGGGAGGAAGUGGUGGUGAUGAUGGAGUGAGAAAAAAUAUGAAGAAGGAUUAA